Messenger RNA from Oppiella nova, 504 nucleotides. The record is from the annotation of a GenBank genome assembly. Lineage: Eukaryota; Metazoa; Arthropoda; Arachnida; Sarcoptiformes; Oppiidae.
AUGGAUUUGGUUUUGGGAGAGUUGUUAACCGACAACAAGACAUAUGUCGAGCAAAUAGCAAAUGGUUUGUGGCUUAUACUGGAGGAGAGCACCUGGACCUGGCCCGCACACCUGUACAUGCAAAAGGCCGGUGAAGGUAUGCCCGACCCCUCACAGUGGGUCAUAGAUCUCGGUGCUGGCGAGUCAUCAGCCUACGUGGCCUGGAUUAGAUUGCUUCUUGGCGAUAAACUCACAAAACUCUCGCCAAUGUUUGUAAAGCGUAUGGACUAUGAGUUGGACAGACGUAUUGUCGACACAUUUAUGAACAAUGACUUCAAGAAUUGGAUGGGUUUUGAGGGACAGAAAGUGAACAAUUGGAACAUUUGGAUCAAUACUAAUAUACUGAUGACUAGUCUUCUCACUGUAAACGACACCAAAAGACUAGAUGUCAUCAAAAGAGCGGUCAUGAGUGCAGAUAAUUGGUUGGACUGGUAUGGAGAGGACGGUGGGUGUGAUGAGGGACCG